Molecule: messenger RNA, 2525 nt
Organism: Plutella xylostella (diamondback moth)
Lineage: Eukaryota; Metazoa; Arthropoda; Insecta; Lepidoptera; Plutellidae
Molecular function (GO): protein binding
Source: RefSeq, a predicted model, not a curated record
UCUUAUAUCUAGUAAUUUUAGUACCUAACUAAGUAAGUAGUUAGUUAGUUACUGAUAUUUCAUGCAUUGGUGGAUGCCGAUUGCAAAUGGAAUUUAAGUGCUCUUCCCCCUACCCUACGCCUACCCACAAUAAGGGACUACAGGUAGGUAUGCCUAUGUAAUACUUAGGUUUAGAUCUAGAAAUUCGUGUUAAUAGCGCUAGGAAUGUUCUUUUUAUAUUUCGGUAACCCAUACCUAGCUACUUUACCUAAUGUAUUUAACAGUAUUUAUCACAAGUUUAAUCAUACAUACCUGCGUAACUCUGAUUUCUUACUUAUAAUUUAAUGCUAAUCCGGCAUACCUACCUAAGCUCAUUAAAACCUUAUCUUUAUAGCCUUAGGUCAGAAGGUAUACCUACUAACUUACGUACAAUUUUACAACGCACAGCUUAUAGCUAUACUGUAAAUACCACGAAACACCUAACUACUAGUUUAGUACUUUUUUCUUAAAGUACUUAUAUAACUACCAGUAUCUAACUAAUCUAAUGAGGUUGCAAGUCCUACUGUUUUCCAGUAUUGUAAUGACUGUGAAUGGAUUGAAAGAAGAGGAAAUAAAGGAAAUAUGCUCGAGUCUGGAUUGCAGUAACUCCACUAAAGAGGCAGUCUGCGGGGUCAGAGCCGAGGGGGAAGGGUAUAAACUCAAGGAAUUCGACAGCGAAUGUGAGCUCCUUAAAUUCGGAUGUGACGUCACAAAAAUAGAAAGAUAUGGCUUAAUAGGCUAUAGUUUUUGCGAGCAAGUAUUUCAUCGCUCACAUGAUUCUAAAAACGCUGAGGAUCUAACCAACCAUGGCUCCGACAAUGAUGAAGAUGAGCUCUACAAUGAUGCAUCCAAUAUGUGCGAGCAGAACAUCUGCAGCAGCGGUAAUGACACUACAGAAGUGUGCGCCAUUAGGAAAGAAGACAAUGCAUUCCGAAUAAAACUAUUCCAAAGCCAAUGCGAGCUAUCAAAACACAACUGCAGACAAAAGUUGAAAUAUACCGAAACACUAUCGGUUGACUGUCUAGAUCUUCAAGAAAACUACACGAAUGAAAUCCUUGCUGCAGAGAAAGCUGAAGAGUUUUUCCAAAACAUUGGAACUAACGAUUUGGGAGAAAAAAUCAGCAAGCUAGUGGUCGUAAGUGACCUGCCCUUUCACAAUGGCGACAUCAACUCCACAGUUCAAAACUUCUUCGAUAGAACACAUUCAAGCAAGCUCGUUCUAAAGCAACUUACGGCGUCAGAAGUUUCUCGAAGGUCCAUGCACAAUACUCACCCUGGGCCGGUGCAGGUAUUCGAACCUGUUGUUCCGAUUACUGAUGAGAAAGAUAGAUUUGACGACUAUGAGCAUGAGCCUACGCUGCAGACUUGCUUUCACAAGUGUCCGGAGUCAUGCCCUGACAUAUACAAGCCGGUGUGCGGCACGGCCGGCCUGAACGCCAGAGAGCCCAGCCUUCUGUUCAAGAACCACUGUUUCAUGGAUAUAGCCCAGUGCAAAAUGUACCGGGAGCGCAAGACCAAGACGUCAAAAUCAUCAAAGUACCAAGGCCUCACGUUUCUGUUCUGCCUGGGCGAUCAGUCGUACAACACGUUGCGGCUGGUGCCUCUCAUCAGGUCUCUUCAGCGCAUGGGGCGGAUCCGGCAGCGCGGCAGCUUCCACUAUCGGAUUCAGAACUACCGCACGCAGAAUAACGUGCUAGUGCGGGAGCCUAACUUUAUGGGGUAGAUGUGGGAUGGAGGGUAUGGGGAAUAGUGUUGUGGCUUUUGUAGUACGAAUUAAUUAAGACAGAAUUACCUAGUAGAAUCAUACAAAGCUAACUUUGCAAUAGGAAAAUGAACUUAAACUACUUAAUUAUUUUUUAGCUGAAGCUCUCUGCCGUGUCGUGUGUGCCUGACCCCUAAUACUUCAAUGAAGAAAGAAACAUUGGUAAAACAUCGGUUUUGUUUUGUGGUGGCACUUGCUUCGGUUGCAAAGUUAGCGUUGUCAGCUUUCAUCAGUUGCAUUCAUCGAUAAAGUCAAGUGUUCAAGUACCUACGUAAUAAAUAGUUUAAUCUUAGUUUAAUAAAUAAGACAAUUAAGUAGGUGCCCAAUAGGAAGCUAGUAGGUAUAUUACCUAUAAUAAAAACUACAAGUUCACAGUCAGACAAUAUAUUUUAUUUAAAUAUUACAAGAUCAAAAUAUUACUAAAUAACUGGAGUAAAAUCUUUCAUUGUAGAGUUAAAGCAACAUUUAUUGAUAACAUCCAAGGUUAGUGUUCAAUAGAACUAAGUGCAUAAUCCUCCUAAGCCCACGGCUACAGGCAGGCUUUGAAAAUGCAUUAGUUGAGUGCACAGCUUACAUUUUACCACGAACCAUAGUUCGGCGAAAUAGAAAUAUCUAUCUACCAUUCAUGGAAAUAAAAUAAUAACGGCUUCAAACAUUUUCAUGAAACUUAACUUAUCUACAGAAGUAAAACCCUUAAACGACAUUAUUAUUGAACAAAAAUCGGUUUAGCCGCUUGGGAGCUACA